AUGAAACUAACAAAAUCAGAGUUUGUGCUCUUGGUCACAUUGGUGACAAUAUGGACCACCACUCCUGUGGUGGUAGGUGGUGGAAGAAUGCCAAAUCAAUACAGUGGCUAUAACCCAUCACCACCAUCCCAACCACCUCCGACAUUUCAGAGUCCACCACUUUCUUAUGCAAGUCCACCACCUACUCAAAGCUAUCAACCACCUCUAUCAUCUCAAAAUCCACCUCCCUCACAACAAAAUCCACCACCAUCUCAAGGCAUUCAACCACCUCCAUCAUCAAAAAGUCCACCAUCUUAUGCAACUCCCCCACCAUCUCGAGGCCAUCAACCACCUUCAACAUCUCAAAGUCCACCGUCUUCUCAAGGAUAUCAACCACCCUCAUCUCAAAUUCCACCACCAUCAUCUCAAGGUAAUCAACCACCACCAUUUCAAGGCCAUCAUCCACCUCCAAUAUCUCAACCACCACCUUCUCAAGGUUAUCAACCAUCCCCUUCGUCUCAAAGCCCACCACCACCAUCAUCUCAUGGUUGCCAACCAUCUCCACCGUCUCAAAGUCCACCGCCAACUCAUGGAUAUCAACCACCACCAUCUCAAGGCCAUCAACCCCCUCCAUCGUCUCAAAGUCCACCACCAUCUCAAGGUCAUCAACCACCUCCAACAUCUCAUAGUCCUCCACCUUCUCAAGGCUAUCGAUCACCACCAUCGCAAGGUCAUCGACCACCACCAUCUCAAGGACAUCAACCACCUCCAUCAUCAUAUAGUCCACCCCCUUCUCAAGGUUAUCAGCCACCUCCAUCUCAAAAUCCACCAUCUCCAUCAUACCAUAGUCCACCUCCACCAUCUCAUAGCCAUCAACCACCUCCGACAUCUCAGGUUCCACCACCUUCUCAAGGAUGUCAACCACCCCCGUCUCAAUGCCCACCACCAUUUGAAGCUGGUCAACCACCUUCAUCACAAAGUCCACCUUCACCAUAUCAAAGUCCAUCAACUAAUCAAGGUCAUCAAUCACCUCCAUAUCAAAAACCACCACCAUCACAAGGCCAUCAAUCACCUCCACCAUCUCUUAGUCCACCUCCUUCUCAAGGUUAUCAACCACCUUCAUCUCAAAUUCCACCUCCAUCGUCACAAAGCCCACCACCUUCCCAAGGAUAUCAAUCACCGCCAUCUCAAAACAAUCAACCACCUCCAUCAUCUCAAAGUCCACCACCACCUCAAGGUUAUCAAACACCUCCACCAUCUCAAAGUUGUCCACCUUCUCAAGGCUAUCAACCACCCUCAUCUCAAAGUCCACCACCACCUCAAGACUAUCAACCACCCUCAUCUCAAAGUCCACCGUCAUCUCAAGGCCAUCAACCACCUCCAUCAUCACUAAGUCCACCUUCUCAAGGUUAUCAACCACCUCCAACAUUUCAAAACCCACCACCUUCUCAAGGUUAUCAACCACCACCAUCGUCUCAAACUCCACCACCAUCUCAAGACCAUCAACCACCUCCAACACCUCAGAAUCCACCACCAUUGUAUGCAAGCCCACCACCUUCUCAUGACUUUCAACAACCUCCACGAUCAAAAUGUCCACCAUCAUCUCACCACCAUCAUCAACCACCCUCCCAUAAAAAAACGCCACCAGUAAGAUCAUAUCCACCACCACAAUCACAAGGUCAAUCUCCACCCUCAUAUGGUUUUCCAUCCCCUCCACCACCAUCUCCUAUACCAAGUCCACCAGCCUCACCUUACUAUUAUCAGCCGCCAUCUAGUCCAUACCAUAAAACUAUUAUGGUUUCAAAAUAUUAG
Messenger RNA from Lactuca saligna, 1791 nucleotides. The record is from the annotation of a GenBank genome assembly. Lineage: Eukaryota; Viridiplantae; Streptophyta; Magnoliopsida; Asterales; Asteraceae.